ACAGCUGAUCCAAGAACACGUGUAGGAUGACGACUGACAUGUCACUCUCUUGGGAUUAUUAGGGUUUUAAUUACCAUUUUCCUGGAUGCUUUUGGCUGUAAAGAAUGACUGAUGAGACCCUUGAGGCGAAUGUGUUUUAUAAACACAUCAAGGAACACCAUGGGGAAGAACUGGCCACCUGGUGCGAACCAAGCUGGGUAGUGUGCAUACCACAGCAAAGUGCUCUAGAUGAUAUGACUCUUACUCUGCCUCUUAUAGAGGCACAUGCUUUGAAGCAACAUGGGACAUCAGGGAGUCAGUAUGUAAGUGCUCUGUAUGGAGACAGCCUCAUCUAUGAAAUCACAGGGGAAGAGCCAAGGGUCAUCAUCUCCAAUGAAGAAGAAGGGCCAGAUGUUGUUGUCUCCAAGGCAACAUUUUCUCACUGA
This is a messenger RNA of Penaeus monodon (black tiger shrimp), 425 nucleotides long. RefSeq lists its product as uncharacterized. NCBI's taxonomy places the organism in Eukaryota, Metazoa, Arthropoda, Malacostraca, Decapoda, Penaeidae. Bases 105 to 425 code for a protein of 106 amino acids. The transcript has 4 exons. The record is from RefSeq and is a predicted model, not a curated record.